Molecule: messenger RNA, 7447 nt
Organism: Columba livia (rock pigeon)
Lineage: Eukaryota; Metazoa; Chordata; Aves; Columbiformes; Columbidae
Gene: OIT3
Product: oncoprotein induced transcript 3
Exons: 9
Coding region: 5028-6686 (552 amino acids)
Molecular function (GO): calcium ion binding
Source: RefSeq, a predicted model, not a curated record
GGUAGAGAUGCUGGGUCUAACAAAGAUCUGCCUUUGUUCAACCAGCAUAGUAGCUCCUUGUGGAGACUGUGACAAAAUCUGGAGACACGUGGCGUGUUGCAGGAUAAGAAUCUAUAUGGGCAUGUAAUGCCCAGCAACCUCAGAUAUGUACCGAGUGGUGUCAGUGUAUUUCUACAUUGCAUUCAAGUACUGUUUCAGAGGAAAACUGAAAUUUUAAGCUUCUAUUACUUUCUUUCUGGGCCCUUGAAUGGCUGUGGCCCGAUUUGUCAUGGUGAUGUAUCGUUUGUUCGUUAACUUCGGGAAUCAGACUGUACUUUUUCCGGACUUUAUAGGAUGUUAGGAUGAGAUGUUUGGUGCUAGAAGAUUUUUAUCAUGUCCAUUGACUAUUUAAAAAGAAAAUUCCAUGAUUGGCCAGUUCUUCAAACAGCUCUCCAGUGUUUUUUAAAGCCAGAGAGGAGCGGCUGGAGCUGUUAUCUGUGACGUACGUUUAAUCACUGCUGAAAUUGAGUUCAGCAAUGCUGACAAACCCAUAGUCUGCUGCUGUGUACAGAUGAGCUCCUGCCCUCCCUAGACAAACUGUUUGGAACAGUUGCAUAAGAACUCCUCCGUUUUAGCAUCCAGAAGAACUGAAGACUUUGACAUCUAGCACCACACUCCGUAUACUGAAAGCAAGAAAACGCUGUGACAAAACUGUUUCUGCACAAAUUGUUCCUUCCACCCAAAAGGGUGGGUGACAUGCCACAAACCUGAAAGUCGGUGCUGCUGCUUUUGUUGCCCUUGAAUGCAAACACUGAAGGGAAGGGAGAUGUUUGUUUGCUCUCCUGAUAUAUGUUGUUGUACAUCAACAUCAACAAACUCUCCUGCAGUCGCUAUUUCAUGCCUGGGAGCCAGGCAGGUAAUAGGGUCCUGUCCCACUGGCAGCAAUUCAGAGCAGGCAGUGCUGCCUCAAUCUUAAUGUAAGAUGUGAAGGGUGAACAGCAGCGUGCGUUGCAGUGUUCAGAUGCUGCUUCUUCUAGCAAUUUUGUUAUUCAUUUGCUUAACCUCUCUUCUCUCUCUUUCUGUGAGGGAGCUUUCAAAUAAACAUGUCAAGUUCCGAGUUGUCUGGAGAAAUGUAUUAGAUUCCCUUUUUGCUAUGCCUGGGAGGCUGUGCCUUGCAAGUCUCUCCAGGGCACGUGUUCGUGGCUCCUUUUUCCUGAAGAGCAAAGAAGAAACCCUUUUACUUUUCCCCUAUAACCCUUCCUACAGGACAGGCAGUGACGAUGAUCACCUUGCUGCGAAUUCUUACGCUUCCACAUUGGCUCUGAGAGGAUUUGUGUGAUGCUCUAAAGCUGCUCCUGCCUGUCAGACCUUGGCACUAUGUCAGUCAAGUAAAGCUGGUUGAAUUGCCCUGAGCUGGUCAAGUUGUCUGAGCCAGUGGAAUGAUUUCUUUAAUCUCCUCUGUGGUUUUUGUGUGGAGCUGUAAAUACAAACUGCUUUCCUCUGUGCCAAAUUGUAUGACUUUAUUUUCACAAAGGAAGGAGCUUUUAAUAUCUGAAGUAUUCUUCUACCUAUCCCAAGUGGUUCUAAUUAUUCCCUUCAAAACCAAAAAAUCAUUAUUUCUAUAUUGACAUUAAAAAGGGGUGAAUAGUAAAAUACAGUAAUGAAAAUUACUGAUGUUAAAGGGGUGAACAAUAAAAUACAGGGAUGGAAAUGACACUUGCAAUGUAGCUAAGCCCUGAAGUACAGGAGAAGGGAGUGUUAUGCUGUGUCAUUGUGGCUCUGUGAACUUGUAAGAGAUGGGCCCUGCUCCUCUUUCUGCCCCUGACUAGUUUUGUAAUUGUGGGUGUGCCCCAAUUCCUACAUCUAGAAACUGAGGAUUGUGGAAAAUACAUUAAGUUCUGUAGGAGCUGUGGAAAAACACUCUCAAAACACUGAGUUCUGCAUCACUGGGCACCACUACAGGAAAGGAAAUAACUACUGCUCUUCACUAGGAGUUAUGUACUUGUCUGAUUUUAAUGGGGUCUCGGUGUUUUACUGAUUCUUUUGUUGAGUUUGCUCAUACUUCACCCAAUUCAUGUUCACUCCCUGAUCUAAACGGCCCUUCCCAUUGGCACUGCGACCUGGGACAAGUUGUUUACAGCAACGAGGCCUAUCUGGAAGUCCUUGACAUUGGUGUGAUCCAUCUCUGCAGCCUGUCAAGGCUUAUUGUCAACGUACAUCCUCAAAUCAAUGGCAGACGGGGAUCCUGUUGUGUUGGGUUCUCCUCUCAGCGGCAGGAAGCCCUGAUAAGCUUUUCCGUCUGCUGCUUCUAGGCAGCGCAGGCGUUAACUCCUGCACCAGGAGCUGUUCUUCACGCGCUUUCAUCAAACGUUGGUGUGUAUUGAGAGGUGGCUCUGAUAAAAGCCGGCUUCAGCAGACACCAAAGCGCUUUAUUCAUGAGCCCCAUGCAAACGGUACGAGGCUCUCCAGCCUAGCCAAUGCUUUAACAAAUUAGAGUUCCUUGCAGAAGGAUGGUGAAGCCUUCCAAAUCUCUGGGAGCGAUGAGAAGCGUGGUUGCCAUCUGCAAAAUUAACAUCCUUUCUUGCAUUAAGAAUAGACAUAACCCAGACUGAAACAGCAGCAGGUUAAGAUCUUAUCUUUUUGGGUAUCAAAGUCUCAGGCCUCUGUUUUAAUAUCACCGUCACACUGUUGUUUGGGCCUUUUUCCUGCUUCCCUUCUCAGGAAUACUUUCUCCAGCUCCCUCAGGCAUAGAUUUGCCAUCGUCUGCUCUGAUUCAGGCUACUGUUGUUUGUGGGGCAACUGGAGCUAUGUAUGGCACCUGAAAUAACUUGCGAAGCAACAAGAAAAUGCUGAUACAGGAAUUGCCUCUGGUGGUGCUUUUUGCAGAAGACUGAGAUCAUCUUUGCCUUUCCUGUGGAUCCCAAAAAUGUUUAGAGGCAGCACAUGGAAUCUUCUUCAGCUUUAAACUGUUUCCUUAAAUUAGAUGUUAUGGUGAUUUGGGACAGUGUCAUCUCUGGGAAUCCUGGGGCAUCUCCUGCUUUAACCCUUUGGAGAACUUGAUAGGGCCUUUUUGUGACACCUUUGAGGCUCAAAAAUGCUGGGAUGCAGUUCGUUUCCCCAUGUUAAUUGUCAGUUGUCUGUUACUUACAUGUAACUGUCAAAACAUGAUGGGUGUCAGGCCUAAUAUACCACCUACAAACAUAAAAGCAGCUCGUAAUUAAGUGGUUCAGAGAAAUACACACAAUUCUAACACAAACAGAAAAUUCAAUUCAAGCUUGUCACUUUUAUUUACCCAGGAUCUUAAGUAUGAAUCAACCUCUCAAUGAAAAUGGCAAAACAGAACUUCCUGUGGCUUGCUGUAUUAUUCUCCGCUCAAUUUUAGUUUCUCUUCUGGGAAUUCACAUAAUCACCUUGUGAGGGUUAUCUGCCUUGUUAGCUUUGCAUAGCGAAUUUGUUCGCCUUUCCUGUUGUUGAAAAAAGCUUCUCUGGUACUGCUCAGCUGUCAGCAUAACAUAGCUACAAAGAGGUUUUAUUUUCUCUGUUUUCUUUAUGGUGGCGGUGGGAGCAACGACAGUAUUUAUAAAGCUGCUUUUGUUGUUCCCUAGAGUCAUUCACCACUGGAAAAGACUCGUCUGCUGGGGUGGAGCAGAACAGCAUAUUGCGUUUUGCUGCCAGGGGAACACCCAGACAACCUAUUGAGAACUUUCUGUAAUGUACAAUAUCUAUAAAGCAGGCGAAUACCUGGCUCCUUAUCUCAUGCAAACUUGGUUAUGAAGAUAGCCUAGCUGCUUUUUUUCUACUGGGAUUUGAAGCCAGUACAUCAACUUUGGUGUUAUUCCUUAUGCCAGCCUGCUACAGAAAUGCAGGACGCAAAGGGAAUGGGGAAAUACCUCCCCUUGCUUGGCUGUGCUGUUCCUGUACGCUUCGGUGGACUCUUUGCUGUUGGGGAGCUUUCUGGCUGUAGAUAAUUUUCUGAGAGAGAACUGUAAGACCAUUGUUCAUAAGCAGGGAGGGACCUGUGCAUGUAUAUAGGUUAAAAACAGAGCUUUAAAUCUAUUCUCUAUAAUAAGGGUUAUAGCUCACGGGAUGAGAGGGAAGAUCCCUUUCUGCUUAUUCAUGUUGUCCUUGGCAUCUCUCACUGCUAGUCGUGGUGCUUGGUUUGCUUUAGCAGAGAACAGAUUUCAGCAUGCUGCAUCUCAUCCGUAGCCAGAGCAUGGGGUUAUGACCUGCAGCUCAGCCUAGUUUGGGCUGGACCAGUGAGGCAGAGGUUCUCCAUUACUCAGUUUUGCUGAGAGGUUAAUUCUAUAAUGUCGAGUUUCUUGACUGUUGGCUUGUUUUUGUUUUUUAAAGACAGAGAUCAUAAGACUACUGUAGAAAAAUGUCUUUACUUGCCUUGUUUGAUAAACUCACUGCAAUGGUUGUGUUGUUUGACCAAGAGUGGAAAGGGUCUUUGUGUAGUAUUGGAACAGCUGCUUUCCCUGUGGGACACCAGUCCUUCACUUUGACUGAUGUUCCCAUUGUAGCUCUGCUUGGAAGGCUCAGUUCUCCUCCUUCGGCCACGAUUUCCUGCAGUUAAGGCCCUCUGGUUGGCGUUUUUUGCCUGUGCGGAGCCAUGAAGUCGUAUGACUUGUGGAAGGAGUAGAGAUAACAACAAGCACCCAUCUGUUCUUCUUUUCCAUCCUUUUGGGAUGUCCGGGUGUCCCCUAGUUAGAAUCCUUCUCCGGAUAAGAUAGCAGAGGUGUCACUGUGGGGCAGUCAGGCCAGAAAACAAUAGCGGGUUGAGUCCAAAACACAAGAUUGAUCAGUAAGUUGUCAAUAAGGGGUAGAGUUGCUCGGUGGAGGUCAAGGCUGGAGGUCAAGGCUGGAGUUGUACCCCACAUCCCUUCAGCUUCUUCCUGUGAUAAACUUCCAGGAGAGCUAUCACACUUGCUCUUCAGAAAGCCUGGGGUCAGAAGCUCCACCGAGAGGAAGGCUGCAAGAGCCACAGCCUGUGCAAGGGCUUUUGAGCCUCGGUUACUCGAGUGGGAACUGUUCCUUGCCUGAGUGGGAUGUUCCAGUAUUUGGUUUUCUGCAUAUGCUUCGUUAUCCGGUUGCAGCCGGUGUCUUCGAUGGCCCUGGACCCCUGCUCUGCCUACAUCAGCCUGAACGAGCCCUGGAGGAACACGGAUCAUCAGAUAAACGGUUCCCACGGCCAGCCGACUUGUGACAGUCAAAUCAAUGGGGAGUGGUAUCGCUUCACCGGCAUGGCUGGCGAUGCCAUGCCCACCUUCUGCAUCCCGGAGAACCACUGUGGCACCCACGCUCCCAUUUGGCUGAACGGCAGCCACCCACGAGAGUCGGAUGGCAUCGUCCCACGCCAAGCCUGCGCCAGCUUCAACGGGAACUGCUGUCUUUGGAAUACUACGAUUGAUGUCAAGGCGUGUCCGGGCGGGUACUACGUGUAUCACUUAACCAAGCCAAGCGUUUGUUUCCAUGCGUACUGUGGCCAUUUUUAUGACAUCUGUGAUGUGGUGGAUUGCCAGGGCUCCUGUCUGGACACCAGUGACUGCACGUGUUCCCUGGGGACAACACUAGGACCUGAUGGACAGACAUGUCUUGAUGAAAAUGAAUGUGAGCAGAACAACGGAGGUUGCAGCGAAUUUUGCGUUAACCUGAAGAACUCCUACCGCUGUGAGUGUGGGAUCGGGCGCACGCUGGGAAGUGACGGGAAAACCUGUGAAGAAAUUGAAGGCUGUCACAAUAACAACGGAGGCUGCAGUCAUACCUGCAUUGAAGUGGAAGACAGAUACCAAUGUGAAUGCCCAAGGGGGCUUGUUCUGUCAGAAGACAACCACACUUGCCAAGUUCCAGUGCUAUGCAAGUCCAGCUCUAUUGAGGUGAGCAUCCCGAAGGACCUGGUUGGAGGCCUGGACCUUUCUCUCAUCAACACUUCAUGCAAAGGAGUGUCCAAUGGCACUCACGUCAACAUCCAUUUCUCCCUGAAGUCCUGCGGCACUGUUGUAGAUGUAAUAAAUGAUAAAAUCAUUGCCACCAAUCUAGUGACCGGCUUGCCAAAGCAGACUCCAGGAAGCAACGGGGACAUCAUUGUCCGCACCAGCAAGCUGCUGAUCCCAGUGACCUGCGAGUUCCCACGCCGGUACACCAUCUCCGAAGGUUAUGUGCCCAACCUCAAGAACUCCCCCUUGGAAAUCAUGAGCCGCAACCAGGGCAUCUUUCCCUUCACUCUUGAGAUCUUCAAAGACAAAGACUUUGAUGAACCCUACAGGGGUGCUCCUCCCACCCUCAAGCUUCGUGACUCUCUGUACUUCGGGAUCGAACCCUUGGUACAUGUCAGUGGACUGGAGACACUGGUUGAGAGCUGCUUUGCCACUCCCACCUCCAAAAUCGAUGAGAUCCUGAAGUACUACCUGAUUCAAGAUGGCUGCGUUUCUGAUGAUUCCGUGAAGCAGUACACGUCAAAGGACCAUCUCGCCAAGCAUUUCCAGGUUCCUGUGUUCAAGUUUGUGGGCAAAGACAACAAGGAGGUGUUCCUGCACUGCCGCAUCCUCGUCUGCGGGGCGCUGGAUGAGAGCUCUCGCUGCGCCCAGGGCUGCCGGAGGCGGGUGCGCAGGUCGGCUGCGACUGAGGAGGAGGAAGAGGAGGAAUCUGGUCGCGUGGCAAACCACGUCCUGACAGGUGGUCCCAUCAGAAUCGAUUUUGACGACUAAAACCCACCCACUGGAGCAGCAUCUCUGCCCGAGACCAACCUUCCUUAUCAAUGCCUUUUUUCGUGGUUGUUUGAGAAACAAGGGCUGUUUGGUAAAGCCCCACUUGAACCUCAGGACUUGUUUCCCUGUCUGCAUGGUGAUUAUUUGUGAUUUGUGUUUGCACACUGAGUGCAACCUGGACUGCAGAACAGUUUGAUUUUUACCUGCAUUUCUUACCAACAACCCUUUGGUUGAAGGGACCCUAUUGCUUUGCAGGCCUGAAGCGUUACCCAACUUUGUCUUUCCCUGUAUCCGUCUGCAGGCUCCACAGGACUCUUUCAUUGACUAAAGAAAUGUUAUUCAAGCCCUUCUUUCAUCAGACAGUACAAACAGUAUCAUAGCUGAACGUGUUUGCUAUGCAGUUCCGUGAAUGAUGCUGAAGCUGAGAUUUUGGACGAGCAUUAAUAAAAACAUGUAUAAAAAUAUAUAUCUCGUAACAUAUAAAAUCCUUGGAGCUAUAAAAUGGUUGUUGCUACAGGCAGCUAAAGCUCAGAUCUAUCACGGGCACAUUUAAAUGUUAUUCCUAAAUAGUAAAAGGUAUUUAAUAAGACUUGAUUUUUUAGUGUCUUUUGAUGAUUGCGUGCAGUUUAACACUCUUGCAUUUAGUGUAUCAUUAUUUUUCUCCCACUUCUUCCCGCACCAAAACUGUGGUGCCUUUUGUAAGUGCUCUAGCACCUUGAUUGUAAGAAAAAGACCAUUAAACAUUUAUAAACCCCCCUGUU